AAUAGCAGACCUGGAAGUGUUAGAGCAGCUGGGAACCAUGCUAAAGCUAAGCUGAAGCGGCCCUUUGUCACGUUUCCUGCUGUGUGUUCAGAUGUCAGUGACACACUCUCUGCCCUGGUUUGUUAUAGAUGUCUGAGAGUCAUCUACCCCCUCCCCCCCCCCUCCCCCGAGCUCACAGACUGACCCGUAAACUGUCAGAUGACCUGUGGGCUGCUUCACACUGUACGGGGCCAGAAGCAGAAGAGCAGUGUCUUCCCAGGCUGUGCGUGUGCAUGUGUGACAGAGACGGCACGUGAUAACUCCUGCGUGUGCGUGUGUGCGCACCUUGGGCAAGACGAACUGCAUCGCAGUGCAGCAAUACAUGAACUAGUUUGAGACACAGAAAUGUACAACUUGUAAUAAUCAACUCUUUAUUUGGCGUUUUUUGUUAAAUUCGCCAACCAUUCAAAUUUGUAGUCACAGAAUACAGAUAAUGUCAGUCUUAGUAUAUUUAACAUUUAGCGAUAUGUUAAAAACAAAGGCGUGUUCCAUGUCAUUACUUUUGUUUGGCAGUAGAGAUGGCUUUUGAAGUGUUGCCGUUUUUGCACAAUUUAUGGUGAUAUUCUGAAUGCAUAAAACUAGUUAGCUGUGAAGCCAGGGAGCUCUGCAACGAGAGCUCGCUAUAAAAAAAAAUGCAAUUCAAAAUAUAUGUAAGUACAAACAUCAGGCAUCCAAAUUAUACAUGCUGAAGUGAAUUAUUACUGAGCAUAAUAAUGUAAAGGAAGCUCGCCAGAAAUGAUUGAUCUUUCUAAAAAAAAAUAGUUUAGAUUUAAUGAUGACUUAAUCCCGUUUGGUAAUUUUGCAAAAAAAAAAAUGCAUAAUGUUAAAUAAAACCCCAGCUCAGAUGCGCAUUUUGUUCAGUUUAGGAUUCAACAUUAAUUGAAAUAAAUUAACACUACAAUCUUAAACACUUGAACUCUGUUUUAGGUCGUAGACCCUAUAUUGUAUAUAGUACGGAUAUUUGCGUGGUUCGCGAACUCCUGAGAGUUUGGGUGUUUGUUAUAGCCCUGCUUGUGAUGCGUUGUGUGUGGGGGGGUGUCACCCUCUGAUACAACAUCACUUUGUUUUUACGAGCCCCAGCUCUGCCCCGCAUCGCGCUCCGUAUGCCCGGGAUGGACUGUACGGCCGAGCGACUCUCCCCUGCCUUUCGACAGUAUGACUGCGGAGUCGCCCGGCAUCAGGCUUUUGUUCUUUAUAAUGGCAUGUUUUGUUUCAGUGAUGUUUCAUACAAUAAAGUCUUCAACCAGUUCUCCCCUUGCUGUUUCUCGUUAAGCGCUGCGACGGUCACUCCUGGACAGACACCAGCACGUCUGUCUUUAAUCCCAUUACUCCGUCCCUUCGCCCAUCGCCCAAUUGCAGUGGGUUUCUGUAGCUGCGUAUUCACUUUACAGCUGCUGCAUGAAGUUUAAAGUGUUUGCCACAAGCAUGCAAAGAGGCUAGAUGAAUAUUUAAACAAGGGGCGUGUACAGAGGCCGGGUGGACCGUUUUAGCCGUUUUACAUGUCUGCGUCUGCCGGUUAGCUCAUCAGUUGGUGGUCGACACGUCGUGGGGACAGGACACAAAUGGUGGAGGCUGUGGUGGAGUUUGAGUACAAGGCCCAGCAGCAUGAUGAGUUGACUCUCGCGGUCGGCGACAUCAUCAGUAACAUUCAAAAGAAUGAGCGGGGAUGGUGGCAGGGCGAGCUGGCUGGGCGCAGGGGACUCUUCCCAGACAACUUCGUCAGGGAGAUCAAGAGGGUGGCAUGUCCGAUAACCGAAGCCAAGAAGCCAAAUGAGGUCUCCAAAAACAACAUUGCUGCUGGGCGUGACAUUUGGAUGGUCCAGAAAGGUGAGAACGUCGGGAGAGGAUGGUGCGUGGCGACUUUUAGCUACACGCCUCAACACAAGGACGAGCUCGAGCUGAAGCCCGGGGAUGUUAUUGAGAUCAUGGAGGAGGUGGAGGAGGGCUGGUGGGAGGGUCGUCUCAAUGGCAAGAUGGGGAUGUUUCCCUCAAACUUCACCAGAGAGUAUGUAGAGGAGGCCAAGGACCAGGAAGGCCGCCCCAACACCCCAGACAGUGGCAGUGGCACCGGUGUGACGCUGAGCCCAAAAACCCAGAGUAAGGAGCCUGAGUGUGGUAGCCUUAGGUUGUUGGACAGCGGUGAGACCCAACCUGAGCAGCUACGGGCUCCUGUGUUUGGGGACAUUCUCAGGGACAAACACAGCCCUUGCUCCAUGAACCAAGAUGGCGGCGUGGAGAAAGUCCAGGGAAUGACCAGUGCUGAGGCAGUAGGCAAAGUCAAAGCCCGUGAAUUCUGUAAAGGAAUAUUUUCCUAUGAGGCGCAAAAUGAAGAUGAGCUGUCAAUCAAAGAGGGAGACAUUGUGGCCAUCAUCAAUAAGGAGUGUGCUGACCCUGGUUGGUGGCAGGGGGAGCUGCAGGGCCGGCAAGGACUUUUUCCGGACAACUUUGUCAGGCUGCUGGUGUUGGAGGAGGAGGAGGAGAUGGUGAAACCUAUGAAACCUCCACCCCAAUACUCGUCUGCUGCUCACACCAAAGCAGGUGAAAACAAGCCAGAUGAUAAAACGAUCCCACCUGACCAGAGAGAGUCACUUACCCAGAAAGGAGAGGAUAAUGUUGACGAAUUGAAGCCUGGUGUUGGCAUCCAAAAGCACGAUCGCCCUGCUAUUCCCCCAAAGAACCCCCUUCUUCUCAAACCAACAAAAGUCUUAGGACAGCCUGCUAUUGAUUCUGCGAAGCCUCCACAGAAAGCUGAAGAACCCCCGGUUGCCCGCAUCCAGUCAGCAGGUGGGACUUCCAUGCCAAAACAGGGUGGCUUGGAUCAGCACAUUGAGGUGGAAGACUUUGACUCUAUCGUCACGACCAGUGAGAAGUUGAACCACCUGACAGCGUCUCGGCCACGGGUGACAGACCGCCGGCCACGCACACAGGGGUUACAGCAUUUCACUGCCUCCUGCCCAGACCUCUCAGACACACCGAAAGCAGAGGAGAAGGAUGAGGAGCAACGCUCUACAUCCAAGAAGGCCUCUGAAAUCCGGCUGCUUCUAAAACCCAAGCCUGCAAUGAUCCCUCCGUCUGGGGCAUUCAGUAGCCAUGGACCAGACACCAAAUCCAGGAGCGAAAGUGUCAGCAUGGAGGAGCUCCGGACCCAGCUCAGGGACCUGAGGGGAGCUGUCGAGCUGAUGGGGAAGCAGCACAAAAAAGAGAUUAAACAGCUGAUGAACGAACUGGAUGAAGAGAAGAAGAUCCGUCUCUCACUGCAGAUGGAGGUGGCGCACAUUAAGAAGACCCUGUCCAAGUGAGAGACCAUCCGCCGCCAGCCUCUGUGGUCGUCCCUCCUCUCUCCUCCUCCUCAGUCGAUUUCAUGAGUUUAAAGUUGAUUUAAUGCGUAGGACAGCUUUGGUUUUGUGUGACGAAUGCCAAAUGGGCAUUACGUAACUCAACCAGGACGAAUGAGGCGAUGAGGCCGCGCUGGCAGCAUUCAGGCCGAGCUGUUGCAUCGUGGCACAAGCGCUUUCUGGGUGUCGCAGAUCCAGGGCGUCUUUCUUUCUUCACGGGGGUGUGUGUAUAUGUGUGUGUGUGUACUGCAGAAAAGACUAACUGUGUGGGUUUGGAAAGAUUUCAGGUUUGGAUUAAAGAAAAUCAGAUGCCAAA
This is a messenger RNA of Brienomyrus brachyistius, 3690 nucleotides long. Its product is annotated as SH3 domain-containing kinase-binding protein 1-like. The record is from RefSeq and is a predicted model, not a curated record. Lineage: Eukaryota; Metazoa; Chordata; Actinopteri; Osteoglossiformes; Mormyridae. Gene Ontology annotation, molecular function: protein binding. The coding region runs from base 1602 to 3338 and encodes 578 amino acids. The transcript is spliced from 18 exons.